Aegilops tauschii subsp. strangulata is the source of this 522-nucleotide messenger RNA. Lineage: Eukaryota; Viridiplantae; Streptophyta; Magnoliopsida; Poales; Poaceae. The record is from RefSeq and is a predicted model, not a curated record.
AUGGCUAGCCGCUGCCAGCGCCGCCGCUCUGGUCAACCAGAGCGCGCCACACGGGGCUCCCCGCAGCUCCAGCCGCCGCGGCCCGCGGAGCCCAUCGCGAGCCCGCGCAGGCCCAGAUCCCCGCCGCCGCUUGGCCCGCGCCAGGCCCGGCCGCGCGUCGCCCGACCUCGACCGCGUGCCUCCCCGAGCUCCCUGCGACCCCCAGCGGCGGCUUCGUCCCCGAGUCGCCGCUCCGCGUCGCGCCUCCACGCCGCCGCCCCGCCAGGUCGCGCUGCCCCGUCCGGCUUCCUCCUCUCUCUCUCCCUGACCCCGUCUCUCUCUCCCCCGCAGGUCCCCGCCGCCAUGGGAGCCGAGCUCCGCCGCAUCCCUCCGCCUCCCAGCUCGCCGCCCGCCCCGUCUCCGGCCAGAUCCGGCCGGGGGACGGCCGAAUCCGCCGCCCCGCACCCGUUCCUGGCCUCCCGCCGUCCCUCCAUUGCCAGAGCUUCGCCGAAGAAGCCGCCGCGCUCGUGUGCCCUCGCGUGA